GCAUGCAUAUAUGUGCUCGUAUGCCCAUCAAAACAUGCCCUUGGAUACAAGAAACUUGUAAAAUUUACCGAGGGAAAAGCAAGAAGGCGUUUGGAAAUAGAGGGAGGAAAAGAACAAGAGCAGAAAGAAGAAAGAAGAAGAAGCAGAAGUAGAAGUAGUUUAGGGUGAAGCCGUUGCUGUUUAUAUGAUUGUUGUUGUUGGUGAGAAGGUGACAUGAAUAAAUUCUAGCAGCACCAGCCGCCCUCCAAGCCGCCAAAGCGUUGAUAUACGCCAAGACAGGCCAACGACAGUGGGCAGAAAGCGGCAUGACUGCUUUCUCUGUGUUUCAUUGGUGCUCCGAUCCUCCGCUGUGUAAGAUCUGUGACUGUUCUUUGGCAUCUCAUUUGUGAACUUUUAUAUGUGUUUUAUGAAACGGGGUCGGGGAAGAGCCGGAGAAGAGCAAGGCAUAGCAAGGCGCAGAGAGUAAUUGCUUGAGCUUGAGCUUGAAUUGGGUAGAGUCUAAGGAGGGGAGGGAAGUGAGGAUAAAUGCGUGCAGGAGGUUGCACGGUGACACAGACUCUGACGGCGGAGGCCGCCAGUGUGGUGAAGCAUGCUGUGGCACUUGCCCGGCAGCGAGGCCAUGCACAGGUCACACCAUUGCAUGUCGCCGCCACUUUGCUUGCACCAGGAGCCAUGAGCCUCCUUCGCCGAGCUUGCCUUAAGUCUCAUCCCCACUCUGCUUCCCACCCUCUGCAAUGCCGAGCUCUGGAAUUGUGUUUCAAGGUGGCUCUCAACCGCCUGCCCACCACUGCCGGGCCUCUUAUGCAGCCUGGCCAACCGUCUCUUUCCAACGCUCUUGUUGCUGCUCUCAAGCGCGCCCAAGCCCAUCAGCGGCGGGGAUGUUUGGAGCAGCAGCAGCAGCCUCUUUUGGCUGUUAAGGUGGAGAUGGACCAGCUCAUCAUUUCCAUUCUUGAUGACCCUUCUGUUAGCCGGGUCAUGCGCGAGGCGGGCUUCUCUAGUACUUUCAUUAAGAACAAUCUUGAGGAUGAAACUUCCCUUGCAGUCAAUGUUAAUUUUCCGUCCUCCUUUCAUAACAGCAAUGAUGUUUCUGUCUCUAGAUCUGCUGCCAAAAUCAAGGGACUCAUGGCUGAGGCCAUGGAAAUGGGUUGUGGCGUGCUCUAUGGUCCCAAUAAUGGUGAUAUUGAUAAUAAUGGCAGGAUCAGUUUUUUCGAUAGUCCUGCGUUCAAGGCUCAUAGAAUCAUCGGUGGGUUUUCGAAAAGCGAGGAUGUAGAGAGCGUGCUUGAGGUCCUGGGUGGGAAGAAGACGAGGAGGAGUAAUAGUGUGAUUGUAGGAGACUGCUUUCUCACUACUGAAAAUGUCGUUAGAGAAGUUAUGGUUCGGUUAGAAAGAGGAGAUGUUCCAGAUCGGCUUAAGGGCGUGCAAGUCAUAAGUCCCCACUUUAGUACUGUCAGUCUAAGCAGGGAUCAUGUUGAACAGAAGCUUGCGGAGCUCAGAAGAACUGUUAACAGCUGCCUUAUUGGCGGCUCGGCUAUUAUUUAUGCUGGGGAUCUAAGAUGGGCAGUUGAUAGCCAUAGUAGCAAUGAUAAUCAAUAUAGGAAUAGUAAUUACUGUGGAGUUGAGCAUAUAUGUAUGGAGUUAGGGCGUAUGCUGGGCAGUCAUUCAGAGACUAGGAAGGUCUGGUUAAUGGCGACUGCAACUUAUGAGACGUAUAUGAGAUGCCAGAAGAGACAACCGUCUCUGGAAACUUUGUGGGGACUUCAGGCGGUUCCAGUUCCCUCUGGUGGCCUCUCCUUGACCCUUCAACCCAGUAUGAGUAGUCAAGAUGAAUCGAAGAAAAAUGGAUGUGAUGUUUUUAUUCCAAAUUCACACAAUCUCGUGUGGCCAAUGUUGAUGCCACCCUUAAAAUCCGUCAACAGUAACACAGAAGAUGAGCCGGCCGACAAGCUUAACUGCUGCUCCGAAUGCUCUGCACAGUUCGAAUCAGAAGCAGAAGUCAUCCGCGAGCAAGAACGAAGAUUGGUGUCAAGUGACGGCAAGUUGCCGCUGUGGCUUUUGCAAUGCAAAACCGACAGAGAAACUGUUCCAAUGCCCCAGGUGGAGACAAAGUUGAGACAACUGCGCAAGAAGUGGAACGAGGGAUGUCGUAGCAAGCAUUCCUAUUAUUCUGAAACGUUGAAGUUGCAGAGAUCUACGUUGGAAUUCCCAAGAGUAAACCCUCCUACUCCCUGGUGGUGCUCACAGUCGUCCUACGGACCGGAAGCAUCACGACACCAGGCCUGGCCCGUGGUGUCCACGUCAUUACCUGGAAUCAAUGCACCAACACCUCCUGCUCCUGCUCCUGCUCCUCCCGCUUUGUCAUAUCAAUUCUCAUGGAGUACACCUGAAAAUGUUGGGGAUUCGAGCACAGAGCGUACAGCCAGUGUGCAGGAUUCCCCCAGAUGCGAACAUGUCAAGACCACGCUCGCUCUGGGCUUAACCGACACCCAUUUCAAGGCUACCAAUCAUAGUGUCGAUAGCUGUACUGCAUCCAAGCACCUUCCCAUAGUCUCCUCCCAAACGAGACCAUUCGAUCCAGAAAGCGUAAAAGAAUUAACUGGAAUGCUUGCACAGAAGGUCCCAUGGCAAAGCGAGGCCGAUAUCCGUGCCAUCGCAAGUGCAGUUGUGGAAUCCAGAUCUGGCAUGGUGACAAGACAGAAGAGCGUCAAGGGGAACACUUGGUUGAUGGUCUUGGGCCCCGAUGAAAUGGGUAAACGGAAGAUGGCUCAAGCUCUGGCCCAAGUAAUCUUUGGUUCGCAGGAGAAGCUCCUUUGCCUUGGUGGUCCCUGCUCCCGGGGUCCAAUCCAUGACUCCAUUGUUGAUCACAUUUCCAGAGGCAAAAUAUACUUAGACAAGCUUACGCAGGCUAUAGGAAUGAAUCCUCACUGCGUGGUUCUGCUCGAGGACAUGGAGCAUGCGGACGUGCAUUUCAUGGGUGCGAUUAUGAGAGCUAUGGAAAGAGGAACACUCAUAGAUUCCUGCGGGAGGGAAGCCAGCCUGAGCAAUACCAUCAUAUUCAUGACGUCCUCCCUUGGAGCAAAGUAUUUCGCCAGUUCUAGUCCCGUAAAAGGGGUGCAAUUCAACGAAGAGAAGCUCUCCAAAGCAUCUGCAGAACCCUGUUGGGGUUUCAAACUUGUGGUGCAAAACCAAGCAGAAGUGAUGUUCGGACACAAUCUGUUUAAGCGUAAGACAGAAAGGGAUCCCAUGCAAGAGAAAGAAAGUGAUAAGAGGAAGAGAAUGUCCCCUGGCUUAGACUUGAAUGUGCACGCAGAGGAGCAAGGUGAUAAUCAAGUGGAACACAAUGAAGAAGCAGUGAGCGAUGUAACCCAGGAGACCGUCCUACAAAAUGACGCCCUCAGUGACCAAUUUCUUUCUUGUGCCCGGGCUUGCUUUUCUCAAAAGUUUUUACAGUCCCUGGACAAAUGUCUAGUCUUUCAUGCCUCUGAUUUCGCUGGGGUUUCAGAAUCCAUUCUGAACAAACUGCACAAUGGCUUUGGCCGAAGCACCAAUGGUAGAGGUUCCCUUGAAGUGGAAGGCAAGGUUCUGGAACGGAUGGUUUUAUGUUUUUGGGAGUUGGCUCCCUCUGGCUGCCAAACUUUCGAAAAUUGGGUGCAGGAUGUAUUCCAAGUGGGACUGGCACGAAUGCUUUCCAUGCACACUCUCACACCAAAAUCUGUUGUAAAACUCUCAGCCAACACUUAUAUUGGGGAUUGUCUCUAUGCCAAUACAAAACUUCCUGCAAGAGUCGAGGUCGAUCCUGCUAAUAAUUCAUGAAUAAUUAUUGGUGGGGAGCCUUGAUCGACGAUGAAAGAGAGUUAUUCAAGGAAACAGUCAUGGCCGAUUGGUGUAUAUAAAGGAAGAAAUUUGUGGUUACCAGUUCCACAGCCAGCUAGCAGAUUGGAAAAACUUCAUGCCAAAGUUUUACUACAUGAGAACACCUUCCAGAGAGUGGUUCUCCCAUGAUCAUUCAUUGACCGAUAGCUUUGUAAGCCGCCAUGAGGUUUUGUUCUUGAUCUGUGAUAUAAGUGAACGCUUAUAUUUUUAAUAAUAAUAAAUGUAAACUAAGAUAAAGAAUUCUAGAAGAAAAGCAUUUGGGUUUUUCACUGAAAUUCAACGGCCAUAGGAUUUUUCAUUGGUUGGAGAAUAUAUUAUAGAUGAAGCAGCUAAAUGCUUCUUUGCCUACAUUCUAUAUAUAUAUAUGUAGCAACUUAUUCUA
Messenger RNA from Cryptomeria japonica (Japanese cedar), 4252 nucleotides. RefSeq names its product protein SMAX1-LIKE 3. The record is from RefSeq and is a predicted model, not a curated record. Lineage: Eukaryota; Viridiplantae; Streptophyta; Pinopsida; Cupressales; Cupressaceae. The coding region runs from base 526 to 3810 and encodes 1094 amino acids. The transcript has 3 exons. Gene Ontology annotation, molecular function: ATP binding; ATP hydrolysis activity.